This is a messenger RNA of Clarias gariepinus (North African catfish), 3015 nucleotides long. RefSeq names its product active breakpoint cluster region-related protein. The transcript has 22 exons. Gene Ontology annotation, cellular component: membrane. Gene Ontology annotation, molecular function: guanyl-nucleotide exchange factor activity; GTPase activator activity. Lineage: Eukaryota; Metazoa; Chordata; Actinopteri; Siluriformes; Clariidae. Gene Ontology annotation, biological process: signal transduction; positive regulation of GTPase activity. The coding region runs from base 121 to 2586 and encodes 821 amino acids. The record is from RefSeq and is a predicted model, not a curated record.
AGUACAGUUUAUAUUCUCCUCCCUAGACAGGAAUCAAAAGAGACAGUUUAGAAUGGUUUAGACCCACACUUUCUUUUAGUUCCCUUCUAGUUCUGGUCUCUGCACCGCUGCUGAUAACUGAUGGAGCUUUUUGAAGAGGCGCUGCAGUAUCUCAUUUCCUCCGGGAUACCAGUGGUGGAAAAUGAUGCUGUGGAUUCAGAAUUCUCUCAUGAUGUGUUUGGGGAUGAGACCGACUGGAUUCCUAACAGCACUGAAGAGGUAGCAGCAUUCCCAGACACACCAAUCUGUAAAAGCCCAGAGGACAUGCUGGACAGAAGACUGCAGCUACUCAGAGAGAUUUUAAUCAGUGAAGAAACCUACCUAAAUGAGUUGGAAACCCUGCUUAUGCCUCUGAAGGCUCUCAGGGCCUCGGCUGGUACAUCCCAGCCUGUGUUGUCCAUUGAGCAGAUCCAGACAGUAUUCUACCAGCUGCCAGAACUCUUAGAUCUUCACACUGAGUUUCACAACAGCCUUAAAGCUAAACUGAAAUUGUAUUCAGAUCUAGAACCAGGCCUCCCCAUGCAACUGCGCCAUGAAGACAUUGACCUGUCUGUGGGAGAAAUUUUCAUCAAAUUUGUGAGCCAGUUAGGAGUGUACCGAGGAUUCAUUGAUAAUUAUGAGAAUGCUGUAAAAAUAGUGAAGAAAUGCACCCAAGCAGACCAACGAUUCCGAAUUCUCGCCCAGAGCAUGAAGACCAAAGGAUCAGACAAUUCCAAAGCCAUGUACACCUUUGAAGCUCUCCUAUACAAGCCUCUGGACAGAGUGACUAAGACUACUCUUGUACUGCACGAUCUGCUAAAACACACUCCAGCUGAUCAUCAUGACAGUGCGGUCCUACAGGAAGCACUACGUGUCUCGAGCAGCUUCCUGUCUGGGGUUAAUGAGGGAUCACAAUGCAAGACAUCUGUCACUCUUAGCAGAGGAGAGAGACGGCAGCUUAUGCGUGAUGGAUUUGUGGUGGAGAUCUUUGAAGGUGGGCGGAGCCUUAGACAUCUUUUUCUCUACACAGAUCUACUACUGUGUGUCAAGCUGAAGUGUGGGACUAUGGGGAGGCAGUCUUACUACAGGUUUUGUUGGUAUAUGCCAAUAGCCGGACUCAAGAUGAACUGGGCAGCAGAGCAGGAAGCAUCAGCUGACCUUCAGCUUAAAAUCAACCACAUGAGAUCAAAAGUGUUCCAAUGGAGGCAAGCGCUACAGCAGUUCACGAAAGAGAAGAAAGAUUCUGUCUCUCGCGCUGCUGAUCGCUGUAGAAGGAAGCUUGAGGAGUAUGAAAUUUGGCUUCUCACCCACAAACCUUCUUUUAUUGUAGAGCUACAUAGCCCAAAGAGCAAGAGUCACAUUAUUCAGUUACAUUCUCUGUAUGAGCUGGACGAGUGGAGAGAAGCAAUUAACAACUGCAAAGCAGAGGCUGUAGAGACAGUGCCACCAGAUUUACUCUCUCUCACCAACUCUUGUGUGAAACUAAGAAUGACUCAACAGCUGCCCCUCUCUUGCCUCAAGCCUGACAACGAAAAGAACAGCAUGUGUGGGAGUGUGUUUGUCAUUGUGCAUUCAGCCUGUGGGUUACAGCAACCUGCCAGUGUCUAUGUGUGUGUAGAAGUUGAUGGCUAUGAGAUUUUUGACAGGAGAGCUCAGACUUGUCUUUCAUCAUACAGUCUAAUGCCACAGUGGGAUCAGGAGCUGGUGUUCAAGGUGGAUGGAACCAAGAACCUCCGCGUGGUGUGUGUUUCUCAGACAGACGAGAACAUUUUGGGCAAAGCUAUGAUAGAGUUAAAUCCUGUUGAUAUGCUAAAAAAGUGGAAGAAAAUGAACAUAAAUAUGGGCUCCAUAGAAGUGAUGCUGUCAGUUAAAUACUCACCCCAUCUGCUUGAGACACCCAGCUCUGCCCCCCUCCAGAACAAGCCUGUGUUCUCUGUGCUGAUUGGAGAUGUAGCAAGACAAGAACGUGUCCUGGUUCCCCAUAUAGUGCGCUCCUGUGUGGAUGAGGUUGAAAGAAGAGGAAUGGUAGAAGAGGGAAUUUACAGAAUUUCGGGAGCCACCAUCGGGAUCCAGGCUCUAAAACUUGCAUUUAACACAAAUUACUGGGAAGCUAUGAGUAAGAUGAGAAAUGUGGAUGUGAAUGUAGUGUCUGGCACGCUUAAGCUAUACUUGAGAGAACUGCCUGAGCCUCUUAUCCCUGCUGCAUAUUUUCAGAGGCUCUCUAAAGCAAUGGAUCUGACUGACCAGGAUCUCAGAGUGAGCACGAUGUUGUCUGAGCUUCAAUCCUUCCCUGACGUCAAUCGCAACACGCUUCUCUUCCUCUUACAUCAUCUUAAACGGGUUGCAGAAAAGGAGGAACUGAAUAAAAUGUCUCUGAGUAACCUUGCCACAGUCUUUGGCCCCACUCUUAUGCGCCCCCCAGUGGCCAGUCUAGAUCAGUGCGGUCCAACAGUGGACAUCUCUCAAGAGGUUGAGGUUCAGGUCCAUGUGAUUUACCGCUAUCUUCAGAUUCCAAAUCUUCCAGAAGCUCUCACUACAAAACCACUUGACACUGAGGAAGACUCAUAAAAGUUUAAAUUGUGGUAUGUGUGUUACGUAUGUGUACACACAUACAGUACAUCAUAGGCAAAAUUAAUUCUUGUCAAAGUUCGAAGGCAGUUACAAAAAAUAUAUACCAUGUAUAUUUAUUUUAUUUAUUUUAAAAAAGAUUCAUUGUAGCAGCUUGCACACUGCCUGUGUAAAUGUAGAAUUUUUUUUUUUUUUUAAUAAUGAAAAUUAAUUGAUUAGUUGUGCCGUUAGAUCAGUUGGUGCAUUUAGAGGUUGUUCUGAGUAUGAGCAGAUUCAUGGAAUGGUAAAAUCUGUCUUUCAGUAUUUAAUGGAAAUAUACGUAAUUACUAAUAUAAAUAUUUGCUUGGUGUAAAUAAAUCACUUUCAUCUAGACAGAGUGUCAACAUCUAGACAUCUAUCCACAAUAAAACUCCUUAAGACUUCACCCUG